UGGCCAGUUCACUUGCGUACGCCGUGGAAUCAACACGCACCAGCAAAUCCAGCGCAUCUGCCGACCUGAUCCAGUCCGAUCCCCUAAAAGCCAACGAAAGCGAAAUCUCAACGGAGCGCCAUGGAGUUCAACAAUCGCCUGUUGCUGAAAAUCAUCGAGCUGGCCAUCGCCAUCGCCUGUAUUGUGCUGUACGAGACGGUUGGCAACUUGUCCAGCCAUCCGGUGCUUGUGGCGGGCACCAUUGGUGGCUACACGGUCAUCUGCGGCGUCCUGUUGGUUGGCCAUGUGGUCAACUCGCUGGUGGAGAAGCGCCUGAACGCCCUGUUCUCGCUGAUCGGCUGCCUGCUGUUCGUGGCCUCCGGAGCUCUGGUGAUCGAUGAGUGGCAAAGUGGUACGCUAUUUGUACCAUCGGACAGGAAGCGCCAGGCCGUCGGAACCGGUUCCCUGAUGAUCAUCAAUUCGGCCGUCUUCCUUCUGGACACCCUCUGCAUCUGCCGGACGUAAAGAUUCCGUUCCGUCCUAUAUGUACUCCGUAUAUGUACAUUUUUUUUUGCAAAUCGAAUAACUCGUGUUGUUAAACAUAAUGAAAGAAGAAUCUAUUGUGAAUGUUAACGUAUAAUUUUUUUUUGCUGUGUAUACAACAGUUUUAUAUAUGUAUUUAUACGUGUCUUAAGCUAAUCUCAGAUAUGCGCACGCAGAUUAUUUACAGGAAUCCAUUAAAUAUAUACACAUACACAACAUA
This is a messenger RNA of Drosophila teissieri, 742 nucleotides long. RefSeq lists its product as uncharacterized. The record is from RefSeq and is a predicted model, not a curated record. Lineage: Eukaryota; Metazoa; Arthropoda; Insecta; Diptera; Drosophilidae. The coding region runs from base 121 to 504 and encodes 127 amino acids. The transcript is spliced from 3 exons. Gene Ontology annotation, biological process: septate junction assembly.